Loxodonta africana (African savanna elephant) is the source of this 2625-nucleotide messenger RNA. It is a transcript of the gene NBN, whose product is annotated as nibrin. The record is from RefSeq and is a predicted model, not a curated record. Gene Ontology annotation, biological process: telomere maintenance; mitotic G2 DNA damage checkpoint signaling; double-strand break repair via homologous recombination. The coding region runs from base 95 to 1969 and encodes 624 amino acids. The transcript is spliced from 12 exons. NCBI's taxonomy places the organism in Eukaryota, Metazoa, Chordata, Mammalia, Proboscidea, Elephantidae. Gene Ontology annotation, molecular function: protein binding; damaged DNA binding. Gene Ontology annotation, cellular component: nucleus; Mre11 complex.
CCCGGAGCCCGCGGCCGUUGCCGGCGCUGGGGACGCAUACGUGGUUGGGCGCGGUUACACGCUCGCCGCUGCCAGGCCCUGAGGAUCCGGACCCAUGUGGAAGCUACUCCCUGCCACGGGCGCGGCCCCAGGAGAACCAUACAGACUUUUGACUGGUGUUGAAUACAUUGUUGGAAGGAAAAACUGUAGAAUUCUAAUUGACAAUGAUCAGUCAAUCAGUCGAAAUCAUGCUGUGUUAACUGCUAACUUUUCUGUAACCAACUCGAGUCAGGCGGAUGAAAUUCCUAUAUUGACAAUAAAAGAUACUUCUAAGUAUGGUACCUUUGUUAAUGCCGAAAAAGUACAGACAUGUGUUUCCCAAACUUUGAAGACAGGGGAUAGAGUUACCUUUGGAGUUUUUGAAAGUAAAUUCAGAGUAGAGUACGAGCCUUUGGUUGCGUGCUCUUCUUGUUUAGAUGUCCCUGGGAAAGCUGCUUUGAAUCAAACUGUUUUUCAACUUGGAGGGCUUUCUGUAAACAACUGGACAGAAGAAUGUACUCACCUUGUCAUGACAUCGGUUAAAGUUACCAUUAAAACAAUAUGUGCACUCAUUUGUGGAUGUCCAAUUGUAAAGCCAGAAUAUUUUACUGAAUUUCUCCAAGCAGUUCAGUCCAAUAAACAGCCUCCACAAAUUGAAAGCUUUUACCCACCUAUUGAUGAACCAGCUAUCGGAAAUAAAAAUAUCGAUCUAUCAGAGCGAAAGGAAAGAAAACAAAUCUUCAAAGGGAAAACAUUUGUAUUUCUAAAUGCCAAACAGCAUAAGAAGUUAAGUUCAGCAGUUGUUUUUGGAGGUGGGCAAACUAGGUUGAUAACAGAAGAAAAUGAAGAAGAAGAUGAUUUCUUUUUAGCUCCUGGAACCUGUGUUGUUGAUGUAGGGAUAACAAAUUCACAGACUUUAAUUUCUGACUCUCAGAAAAACUGUAUUCAUUCAAUUAUGGAUUUGCUCAAGAGGCAGGGUCUUAGACCUAUUCCUGAAUCAGAAAUUGGAUUGGCAGUUAUUUUCAUGACUAUGGAGAAUUACUGUGAUCCUCGGGGCCAGCCCGGUACAGGAUUAAAGCCAACGACUCCAGGGCCAAGCCUUUCCCAAGGCUUGUCAUUCAGUGAAAAGCUAAUGCCAACUGUCCCAGUGAAUACCACAACAUAUGUACCUGACACAGAAUCAGAGCAAGCCAACACAUGUAUGGAUUUCAGUGGAAGUCCAAAAGAAAUCAAAAUCUCCAGAAUGGAACAAAAAUUCAGAAUGCUUUCACCAGAAACAUCCGCUGUAAAGGAACCUCCUAAAACAAGCUGUAAUAGUGAUAAUAUAGUCUCAAAUACUCUCGUCAAGGUGAAAGUCCCAGACUAUCAGCUUUCGCCAACCAAAUUCACAGGUAUAAGUAAAGGUAGAGAUCGGGUUUCUCAGCAGCAACAGACCAACUCCAUCAAAAACUACUUUCAGCCAUCGACCAAAAAAAGGGGGAGGGGUGAAGAAAAUCAAGAAAUGUCUUCAUCCAAAUCAGCCAGAAUAGAAAUGUCUUGUUCUCUUUUGGAGCAAACACAACCGGCUACACUGUCAACAUGGAGACACGAGGAACAGAAUCCGUUUCAGAAUGAGCCUGUGGACAAAAAGCCAGACCAUGUAUUUACAGAUACAGAUUUAAAAUCGAAUGUGAAAAACCCCACCAACGCAUCUCUUCCUCCAGAAAAGCUAACGUCCAAAAAAAGAAAAGAAAUUGAUGACUUGGCCAUAGAAGAUGAAGUAUUAGAGCAGUUACUCAAGAACACAAAACCAGAGUUGGAAAUUGAAAUGAAAGUUAAAAAACAAGAGGAAGAUACCAAUAUUAGAAAAAAACCAAAGUUGCUUAUAGAAUCAAAUGGCAUGUUUAAUGAUGAAACAGUAUCAGAAAGUAACAAAGUAUCUAAUUUGUUUAGACAUCCUUGUGAAUACUGAUGGAUUGAAGGAAUUGCACUUAAUUUUUCUAACUACAGAAGAGAUUACCAGAAAAAAAAAAUUGUAUCCUUUUAUUUAAAAAAUCUUUUGUAAUUUUAACAAAGCCAAAAUGUGAUACUUUGAUGAUGGAUUCCUUUAUUUCAGAAAGGCAAUCUCGAAAACAUGUUGCUGACAGAACUGCCAUUUUUCUAUUUUUGAAUUCUAAGUAUAAAGUAUAUCUGUAAGAUUUCCUGUUACGCUGAAAAUAUUUGGAAAACUAUUGGCAGGAUACUCCUACUAGUUUAUGCUUAAUGUAAAUGAUAACUCUGCCUUAGUGUUGGCCUUACUUUCAAUUUCCCAGACUCUCUGAAUUUUGAUACUUUCGUUUUUAAAUCUUAUUUUGCAUACUUGGAAUCUACUGUUAAUGCAAUUUUGAAGCCACUUUUUAUUUACUUAUAUUAUGAUCAUUUUCUCAUUAAAUAUUCUUUAAACAUAUUACUUACAUGAACUUAGAUUGCUUCUAAUUUGCUAUUAUAACUCAUGCUGUAAUGUCUCUGUCUACAUAUACUUUUAUUCUCAUUGCUCUUAAUUUUCCUAGGAAAGAUAUUUGAAAGUCAAAUCACUCAAAGAUGAUGAAUAUGUCUGAAGUUUUCUGAAAGGUAUCAUUUUAUACUCCA